CCUGUGCGCUACACGGACAGCCUCUCAGUGUGUAUGUGUAUGUAUGUAUAUUUUGUUUGUGGGUGAGGACCGCGCAUCAAGUCUCUCCUGAAGAACCGCGAGUGCCGCUGAACUUCUCGGUCCUGCGGUGGAAUGCGCCGGUGAUGCGUCCUUGGACAAGGUUUCAGAGGAAAGUGACAGCAGCAGAACCGCUUGGAUUUUUUAUUAAAUAGAAAGUUUGGGAACUUUUGUGUUUGUGUUGGAAUCUUCUCUCGUCAUGACCGAGCUUCUCAGCACCUUUUCAACAACGGACCCAGAGACACUCUGUCAGCCAGAGUCAGACCAGAUGAGUCCAGACGAGCCACAGUCUCCCUUGGACCUGAUAGACACAGGGAAAUGCCUGAAGGUCCAAACAGCCACACCACAUCUGGUCAGCCUGGGCAGUGGGAGACUGAGUGUGGCUAUCACCCUACUGCCCCUUAAAGAGGGAGUGACCCGUAUCGGGCGUGAGGACGCAGCGGUACCCCAAGACAUCACCAUCCAGGGUGUAGGUAUCGAGGCGGAACACUGCAUCAUCAUCAACACAUCAGGGGUCAUCAUCCUCGACCCUUGUGGGAACCUCUGCUCCUUGGACGGCGUCCCUGUGACAUCACCUGUCCCGCUCACACAAGGUUACUCUCUGUGUCUGGGUCAAUCCUACUUCUUCCGCUUCAACCAUCCAGAAGAGGCCAGUCGUAUGAAGAGCAUGCUGCCCCAGAAGAGCCCUGUCUCUCCUCUGGCCUACAGCACAGACUAUCUGAAGUUCAGUAGUGACUACAGCCAUGGGGUAGUGGGAGGGGCCGGCAGUGCAAGAGGGAUGCGUUCUGCCUCAGAGCUCCGUGAUUUGAUGGACACCUUACAACGAAAGAAGAUCGCCCUGGAGACCAGCCUGAGAGCCAAUGGGGACUCUAGCCCCUCCUACUUCAGUAUGACACAGUCUCCACCCACCACGCCUGUGACCUCACCCACCUCGAUGUCGUCAGCCUAUCAAGAGCAGGCUAGGCGUUUCUAUGGCUCUGAUCGCCCGCCCCUCUCCGUCAAAGCCGCGGUCCCUCCCUCCCCCUCUCGGCGCUCUGACCCCCCUUCCUCCCGAUCCUCCAUGACCCGGAACCAAUCCUACCAAUCACAAGACAGCCUGCUGGCCUCCCCUGGCGACGGGCGACGACAACUAAACCCAAACUCCUCCCCCCUGUUGUCGAUGUGGAACGGUGGAGGUUCCUCUAACUCAGUGGCCGGUGGUGAGAGCCUCUCCUCUCCUCCUCCACGCUCAUCCCUCUCUCCAACCAGUGGAGCAGCCAGCGUGCCCUCCAGCCCCCGCCUGGGACGCCGAAGUCACGGCAACCAUGAGCCGACACCUAGCAACCGAACCAGGAAGUACUCUGCAGGGUCGAUAGGCGGCAUGAUAGGAAGUCACAGCCUCUCUCUGCCCCGCCUCUGCCUGUCAUCGUCGCCACGUUCCCAUGAUAAUGGAGCCUUGGUGCUCUCUACCCUCCCCCCGACCUCGCGGCGCUCUGAACCUCUACGUAACUCUUCUCACAACAAUAGCCAAAACCACACCACAAACAGUAACUACAACCAUAACCAAACCACUAACUUUAACUACAGCCAGGCCCAAAACAUGAACCACAAGGGGAACCAAGGUGAGGGGGUGGUAUCCAUCUCCCUCUCCUCCCCAAAGUCUCCCACCCAGGCCCCUCCAGACGUGACUGUCCCGUUCCGAUCAGGGGGCUCCUCCAGUCCCCGCGUGGCCAAGAAACUCAGCCUCACCUCCACCAGCUCCACAUCCAGCCUCCAGGAGCCAGAGUGGCCAGCCAGCUGCGGAGUCUCCCCUGGACCAGAGCUUUUUUUCGGGGAGAGGGAGCACAGGGCUGGCAGCCUGGAGCCUGGUCUAGGGUUAGGGGAACGGAGACAGUCUUUUGGGAAGGGUGGGCUUGAACCAGGGUUCGGUCUGGGGGAGAGAAGACAGUCCUUUGGAAAGGGAGGGGUAGAACCUAGUUUGGGAUUAGGGGAACGGAGACAGUCUUUUGGGAAGGGAGGUUUAGAGCCAGGUUUAGGGUUAGGGGAACGAAGGCAGUCAUUUGGGAAGGGAGGAGUGGGGCUGGGGGCGGGGGUGACCCCACCGGGGGGGUUCAGGGCGAGGAGUGGCAGUAUCAGCUCCCUGAGUGGGAAAGAAGAACUGACUGACUACCACCAUCGCCAGAGAGAUGAGAGACUACGAGAACAGGAGGUGGAGAGACUGGAACGCCAGCGGCUGGAAACCAUUCUGUCUCUGUGUUCAGAGCUGGGUCGAUCGGAGCAGGACAGGGAGAGGGGUGUUGGUUCUAGUGUCGAUACCGGUGCUGGUCUAGCCGACCUUCAGAUGAUCAACCGGGAACUAGAGAAACUCAAGGUCUCUGACGACGAUGAGUCAGAAUCCGUCUUCUCUGACUCAACUGUGAACGGAAAUGGGGCCGGUAGCGGCUCGGAGAAUGGUUACUAUGGUAAUGACGAGGAGCGUCCAGUCCGACAUCGACGGAGCAGCGGCCACCGGGACAACAUGGCAGAAUCGCCGGCCAUCAUCCUACGAAGCUCCGCCACCUCGCUCACCGCGCACCUGCCUAGGACUAAUCGGGCGCUGGUGGAGGAGGGCCAGCAGAGGCAGGAAGUGACCCGUGUGGAGGAGGAGAGGAUCCAGGUGCUGAACAACAUGGAGGAGCUGGAACAGAAGAUCAAAGAACUGGACAACCAGAUGGACGAGUCUCUCAGAGAGGUGGAGGUGGAACGUGCCCUGGUGGAGGCAGAGCAGCAGGCGGAGCUAGCGGCCUUGCAGCAGGAGAGAGAUGCUCUGGAGACACUCAACACCAAGAUGUCUGACAUGGAACAACAGGCACAGAACCAGAAGACUCCGGCGUGUGUGUCGCUGCAGGCUGAGAGGGCUAGGGUAGAGCAGCUGUCUCAGAGUGUGUGUGAGCUGCGCUCCCAGCUCCACUGCUGUCCUGAGGCCAUGAAGGAGCCCCUACAGGAGCAGCUCACCAGGAACUCUGAGGUGCUGGAAGCUGAGACGAAGCGUUUUGAGGACCUGGAGUUUCAGCAGCUGGAGAGAGAGAGUUGUCAUGAUGAGGAGAAGGAGGAAAGCACACAACAACUCCUCAGAGAGAUAGCUGACUACCAACGGAGCACCGUCACACGCAAGGAGAGGCUGGUGGCGCUAAAUAAGCAGGCGGGACAGAUUACCCAGCAGGCUCAGCGAGAGAAGGACAGCUUCCUGAAGGAGCGGACCAACCUGCAGAUAAUGCUGCAGAAGGAGAAAGAUAACCUUGCUUCUGUGGAAAAGAAGUAUGCUGACCUCACAGGUGGCCGGGGCUUCCCUCUCAGCCCUAUCAGUCUCAAGGAGGGCUAUGUAACAGUCAGUGAGAUCAAUGAAAUUUACUCCCAGCUGGGGGGGAACCCUAGUCCCGCCCCUGCCCCUGUUCUGGCCAAUCCCUCCCCUGAUUCUGAGCCUAGCCCCCCCACUGACGACAGCGCCCCAAAACCAGCGGAGGACGAGCACUUCCGUUCACUGGAGGAGAGAAAGAGGUUAGUGAAAGAAGGUGGGGCCCACCUGAGUGACACAUUACCCAGGAAGAAGACCACGUCCAUUGUCACCCCUCAGUUCAACUGUGCUACACUAGGACGCAGCAUGCCUAACAAGUCCCAUCAGCCCCUGGUCCAGAGUUCUAGCUGUGGCAGUAUUUUACCCCGGGCCAUGUCUGUCUCCUCCAAUAGAGACACAGAUAAACGGCGCCUGCACAAGGGUCAGCCGAGCUCUCGCGCCGCCUCCCAGUCCAACGUGUACCUGGACACCUACGGUUACUGUGAUAACGGCCAGGCAUACGACACCAUGAGCGUGGACAGCUCUGACUCAAUGGAGACCAGCAUCUCUGCCUGCUCCCCGGACAACGUCUCCUGUGCCAGUACGUCUAACGUGACCAAACUGGAGGAAAUGGAGCGUCUGCUGAGACAGGCUCAGGCAGAGAAGAAUCGCCUCAUAGAAACCAAGGAGCAAGAGAUGGAGUCACGCAAACAGGCUCUGGAGGAGGAGAGGAGGAGGAGGGAGGAUCUGGAGAAAAGACUGCAGGAGGAGACCAACAGACGACAGAAACUCAUCGACAGGGAGGUGAAACUACGGGAGAAACAGAGAGCACAGUCCCGUCCUCUGACGCGCUACCUGCCAGUUCGAAAGGAUGACUUUGACCUAAAAGCCCAUAUAGAGUCAGCGGGCCACAGUGCUGACACCUGUUUCCACCUGUCCCUCACGGAGAAGACAUGCCGAGGAUUCCUGGUCAAGAUGGGGGGAAAGAUCAAGACCUGGAAGAAACGCUGGUUCGUCUUUGACCGCAACCGACGAACGCUCUCCUACUUCUCAGACAAGCAUGAGGCCAAGCUGAAAGGGGUCAUCUACUUCCAAGCAAUAGAGGAAGUUUACUAUGACCACUUAAAGAACGCACACAAGAGUCCUAACCCGUGUCUGACGUUCAGUGUGAAGACUCAUGACAGGGUCUAUUACAUGGUGGCCCCCUCUCCUGAGGCCAUGAGGAUCUGGAUGGAUGUCAUUGUCACUGGGGCUGAGGGAUACACUCAGUUCAUGGUGUAGAAAGGAGCGAUAUGGCCAUGGCGGAGGGAUACACCCACUUUAUGGUGUAGGAGACUUGAUCUGUACGCGUCGGAGGGAUACACUCAGUUCAUGGUGUAAAGAGGGGUGCUUCGGAGUGGAAGGUUACAGCCAGCGUGUGGUUACGACGACAGGACUAGCUCCUCUCUUUUCUCUGUGACACAGAUGGACUGUUGUUUUUAUUUCUGUAUUUUAGGACGUGUUCUCCAACAGUGUGCCUUAACUCUCACAGUAGCUCCGCUGGGAUUGGCCAGUGUUUUUAUGCAUCAUUAGUAAACAAGCAAACAGAACGUUCAUUUCAAUUCCAGGUUGUGUAGGGUCAAAUGAUCAGGCGGCAAGUUACUGAUAUUUACUCAUCCCCAAAGACCUCAGGUCUCCUGUGUGUGUGUGUGUGUGUGUGUGUGUGUGUGUGUGUGUGUGUGUGUGUGUGUGUG
Oncorhynchus mykiss (rainbow trout) is the source of this 5082-nucleotide messenger RNA. It is a transcript of the gene phldb2b, whose product is annotated as pleckstrin homology-like domain, family B, member 2b. Gene Ontology annotation, cellular component: basal cortex. The record is from RefSeq and is a predicted model, not a curated record. Gene Ontology annotation, molecular function: protein binding. Gene Ontology annotation, biological process: regulation of microtubule cytoskeleton organization. Lineage: Eukaryota; Metazoa; Chordata; Actinopteri; Salmoniformes; Salmonidae.